Molecule: messenger RNA, 519 nt
Organism: Ziziphus jujuba (common jujube)
Lineage: Eukaryota; Viridiplantae; Streptophyta; Magnoliopsida; Rosales; Rhamnaceae
Product: S-protein homolog 1
Exons: 1
Coding region: 57-518 (153 amino acids)
Source: RefSeq, a predicted model, not a curated record
UAAAAAAUAAAAAAUAAGAAAGAAUUAGCAGCGCUACCAAAAUAAUAAAAACAAAAAUGAGAGGUUGGGAGCUUUAUGCUGUGUUAUUCCUAGCAUGGGUUCUAGUUCUUUCGACGAUGAGUAGGCCAUGUUGUCGAUCAGCAAGGGUGGACACCGGAUUGCCACUUUACAAAUACAACAUGUUCAUCGUGAAUGGAUUGAGUUCGGGCCGGGACUUGUUUAUCCAUUGCCAGUCCAAAGACGAUGAUUUGGGCGAGCAUAAUCUUACAACUGGUUCUCAUUUUACAUGGACUUUCAGGACCAACUUCUGGGGAACCACUCGAUUUUGGUGCUACACUCGUAGGGACAAUGAACACGCUGCGUUUGAUGUGUUUUGGCCGGAGAAGAGGCAUAAGUGGCUUGAAACCAGAUGCGACUAUAAAGUUUGCAUUUGGACUGCCAAAGAUGAUGGGUUUUAUCUUAGAAAUGUUCCUAUUAAUCAAGAUGAGUUAAUUCAUAAAUGGGAACCGGGAUGGUAAC